Messenger RNA from Columba livia (rock pigeon), 4307 nucleotides. It is a transcript of the gene TRIM50, whose product is annotated as tripartite motif containing 50. Gene Ontology annotation, cellular component: cytoplasm. The coding region runs from base 2023 to 3954 and encodes 643 amino acids. Gene Ontology annotation, biological process: protein ubiquitination. The record is from RefSeq and is a predicted model, not a curated record. Lineage: Eukaryota; Metazoa; Chordata; Aves; Columbiformes; Columbidae. Gene Ontology annotation, molecular function: ubiquitin protein ligase activity; zinc ion binding; protein binding. The transcript is spliced from 5 exons.
GCCGGUCCCGGUCCCGGGGGAGAGCGGCGCCACGGGCAGUGCUUCCCUCUGGCACACCCAGAGGGUCCCGCUAGGCGUGUCUGCUUCUAGGCCGGUGCCGCGUUCUCCCCCCCGGGCAGCAGCGGCCCCAGCGCCGAACCCGCGGGCCGGGCCUGGGCUCGCUCCCCCGGCAGAGCCUGCGGCCCCGGGGCGGUGCGGCUGGGGACGGGGCCCUCGGAGGGUGGAGCGGGAAUCAUCCCCGCAGCCAUCCCCACCCACAAGGAGUCGGUGCUGCAGCCUCCUGGGCCCAGAGACCCGACACCUUGGGCUGAUCCCUGGGCCUGUCCCCGCUCCCCCACCCGCAGCCCCGGGGCUGCUCGGGGCCGGGCCCUCCUGGCUGAGCAGCAUCCACAUCCCAGCUUCCCCGGGCGAUGCUGAGAGGGAAGCCGCGGGCUGGCUGCGAGUCAGGAACGGGGAGCAACGGCACGAGAAACCAACUGUUUGCACCGUCACAUGAAACCGCGUGGCUGCCCGGCCCAUGCUGCAGGGGCAGCGCUUGGAGUCUCCUUCUGGGCUUUUCCAAAAGAAAGGGUUUUUCUCCAAACGACAAGAAAACACUGUUUCAACCAAACAAGAGUUUUAGUCGAUGAGAAAACGUGUUGGUGAGAACGCUUCCCAUGCCACAAUGACUGACGCCCCGGGACGCAGGGAGUCCGGCUGCUCAGGGAGGCAAACCCGGCUCUUAUCAGGCUCCUGCCCGCGCAGUCAUAUGAUGUGUGUGCCCGGACGUGUGCGGUGGGCGGUGGGCAGCGCUGCAGGGGUGUGUCACCGUCCUCAGAGCCAGAGAGGGGGACAAGCCGCUCCCUGGCCUCUCCCCGGUGAGCAGGGACAUCCUGAGGGUGCAGGAGAGGAGCAGCUCAGCUCCCCAUCCUGCCACGGGGACGCUGGUCCCGCCACCUGCCUUGGCCGCCCUCUGGCAGAGUGGAAAUCUUCAGCUUGAUCGGGAGAAGCAAAGUGACGUCCGUGGGGCUCGGUGCAGCAGGACGGGCAGAGCCCCAGCCCAGGCCAGGAGGAAGCGGCACAGGGUGCGUGAGUGGUGCGGUGAGCGGGACGCUGUCAUUCGGGUCUCUGGGAGGUGUCUCAGCCUGAGCAGAGGGGGCAGCUGAAUCCGGUUCCCCCGUACAGGGUCCUACAGUGUCUGGCUGCUCACCAGCUGACACUGGAACUUCCCUCCGCUCACCGCUCCUAUAGCAAUGCACGGUGAAAGUCAAGCUCAGGUUGCAAUAUCCCCUUUCCCCGAGGAACUUACCAAGCCUCUGACUUCAGGUUUAUUUUCUUCAGCUUCAGGUCAUGUUUGUGACUUGCCCAGGAUCUUGGCAUUUUCAUCCCACUGAGCUGGGAGCAGCCGGGGUGGCAAAGCUGCACAAACCUCAUAAUUCAAUAACAGGCCAGCCACAGAUGGCCCCAGGGCCACGGGAGAGGCCGAGAUGUGGGCUCGUGCCCCGUGGGGGUGCUGGCCCAGAGUGUGGAGCACUGUGGGGACCAGAGAGCGCAGUGUGUUCCGAGGGGCCGAGCUGCAGCCGCAGCCCCGCACGCUGUCCCUCAGCUUCCCAGCCCCGGUGCCAGUCAAAUCCAGCUUUGUGGGUGUUUGCUACGUGUUGGUUAUCCCUGUCUCCUAGAUAAAUGUGCAUUUUAUUAUUUCCCUUUGCUUAGAUGUACCACUUGAGCUAAUGCCAAUCUUUUGGAGGAUGUCCACAGGCUGAGACAAUGAGCUGAAAGAGAUCUGUAGGAAUUCAUACAGGCCAGGGUCAAUAAUGGCAUUUUUCAGCAGAAAAUCCCUCUGGGCUGUGUCUCCAGCCCUGACACGAGGUUGGCUGCACUCUGACACCCCCGCCAGGCAAAGGCAAAGGGGAACAGCUUGGUGGUCAGUCCUGCUGCCCUGGGCAGAUCCAGCAGGCAUGGUCAGGAGCAGGCUCAUGUCCUCAGUGCCCAAACCCAUCAUGGGUUAAAACAAACAUCUCAGACUUUGCCUGGAGCCUGAAGAUGAGUUUGCGGCUCUCUGCGCCGCUGCAGGGAGGGAGGGCGGUGGACGUGUCUCUCUGUUUCACCUUUUCUCCAUCUUUGCUCAUCUCUGCUCCUCCUGCUCUUGGAGCAGGACUGAGCUCCCACCCGUGUUUCCCAGGCCAGGUGAUGGCUCGGAGGAUGAGCAUCAACGACCUGGAGGACCAGCUCCUCUGUCCCAUCUGCCUGGAGGUCUUCAAGGAGCCCCUGAUGCUGCAGUGUGGGCAUUCGUACUGCAAGUCCUGCGUGGUGUCACUGUCCAGAGAGCUGGAUGGGCGGUUCCUGUGUCCCGUGUGCCGCCAAAGCGUGGACUGCAGCGCCUCGCCACCCAACGUCACGCUGGCCCGUGUCAUCGAGGUGCUGCAGAGCCGGAGCGAGGCAGAGCCCACCCCGGAGUCCUGCCCCACGCACCACAACCCCCUCAGCCUCUUCUGCGAGGCCGACCAAGAGGUGAUCUGUGGGCUCUGCGGCACCAUCGGCAACCACCGCCAGCACAAGAUCACCCCCAUCUCCACCACGUACUGCCGCAUGAAGGAGGAGCUGUCUGUGCUGCUGACCGAUGUCCAGCAGUACAAGAGGAACCUGGAUGAACACUUCAGCAAGCUCAUCAACAACAAAAGCCGCAUCGCAAACGAGGCAGAUGUCUUCAAGUGGGUGAUCCGGAAGGAGUUCCAGGAGCUGCACAGGUACAUCGACGAGGAGAAGGCCACCUUCCUGGAGAGCGUUGAGGGGAAGGCGGCCCAGCUCAUCACCUCCAUUGAGAGCCAGGUCAAGCAGACAUCCGACGCACUGCAGCGGCUGAAGGAGAUGCAGAGCAGUCUGGAGGCGCUCGGCAACGAAAGCCAGCUGGAUUUCAUCCGGGUGAGUGCACUUGCUGGUGAAGGCAGCGAGGGUGAGCCAGACUCUCCAGCCUCGAGGCCUCCCCUGGGCAGUGGUGCCCUCAUCCAGCACAGCUGGGACACCCCCAGCAGUGAGAGCCGAGAGUCCUCUGCCCAGCCAGGCCGAGGGGAGAACCCUGUCCUCCAGGAGGGCGAUGCCCUGAGCUCUGCCCCAGCCUCCUCAGCCCCGGGCACAGAUGUGUGGGCCUGUGACCACACAGAGGAGCUGCUGUUCCAUGAGUCUCCCACCACCAACUCUCUCUUUUCUUGUGUUUUCCAGAAAUACGGCUCCUCCCAGUUCAGGUCGGAGCUCCCCAGCCUGCACCCAGGCGAUGGCAUCUUUAACCCCGUGUCCUUCAAGCCAUGCUUCCACCAAGAUGACAUCAAGAUGACGGUGUGGAAGCGCCUGCAACGCCGCGUCCUGCCAGCUCCAGAGAUGCUGAAGCUGGACCCGGUGACGGCGCAUCCCCUCCUGGAGCUCUUCAAGGGGGACACGGUGGUGCAGUGUGGGCUCUACCAGCGCCGGGACAGCAACCCCAUGCGUUUCAACUCCAGCAACUGCAUCCUGACCUGCAAGGGCUUCUCCUGUGGGCAGCAUUACUGGGAGGUGAUCGUGGGCACCAGGAACCACUGGCGCGUGGGCAUCAUCAAAGGCACGGUCAGCCGCAAAGGGAAGCUCAGCAAAUCUCCCGAGAAUGGCGUCUGGCUCAUUGGCCUGAAGGAAGGGAAGGUCUACGAGGCUUUCAGCACCCCGCGGGCUGUCCUGCCGCUGACCACCCGGCCCCAGCGCAUCGGCAUCUACCUGCACUAUGAGAAGGGUGAGCUGACCUUCUACAACGCUGACAGCCCCGACGAGCUCAGCCCCAUCUACACCUUCCAGGCGGAGUUCCAGGGUCAGCUCUACCCCAUCGUGGACCUGUGCUGGCCGGAGCGAGGGCCUUACUCACCCCCCAUUAUCCUGCCUGCACCCCCCACCAGCCGGCACUCCCGGCUGCUGCAGGACCAUCCCGUCCCAGGGGAGCCCCAGAAGCCGUAGCCCGGCAGUGGGACGAGGCUGUGGCUGCAUCCCAAGGGCCCCCAGCAGGGACAGUCACGGGAGCUGUGCUGCCACGGUGUAAAGCUUCAGCAGCACAGGAGGGUACUUCCCCUCUCCUCUAAGAGCACAGAAUGUCAGCCUGCAAAUCCCUGUCCCCAGAGUGGUGGGCUCACCCAAAAACCUCCAAAAGAUCUCCCUACGGAAAGGAGCAUCUGCUGGAAACGUGGGAGCUGUGAGCGUCCGAGGGUCUUUGUUCACAUCUGUCUUCUGAACAAAUAAAGUUUGCGUGGGGCGAGCUGGUUGCUGGCUAAUACUGGUACUGUGUCUGAGAAACCACUGCAGCCGGAGCUGGG